This is a messenger RNA of Cololabis saira (Pacific saury), 822 nucleotides long. Its product is annotated as claudin-19-like. The coding region runs from base 71 to 679 and encodes 202 amino acids. Gene Ontology annotation, molecular function: structural molecule activity. Gene Ontology annotation, cellular component: plasma membrane; bicellular tight junction. The transcript has 4 exons. The record is from RefSeq and is a predicted model, not a curated record. NCBI's taxonomy places the organism in Eukaryota, Metazoa, Chordata, Actinopteri, Beloniformes, Belonidae. Gene Ontology annotation, biological process: bicellular tight junction assembly; cell adhesion.
AUUAUUAUUGUCCCUGUAUUUAGAAACUGCCAUUUAAGCUUUCAUAUUUCCGAUUGGUGAUCUGGAAAGGAUGGCCAGCUCCGGACUGCAGCUGCUGGGUUUCUUCCUCUCUCUGGUCGGAACUGCUGCCACUGUUGCCUCUACGAUCAUGGUCGAGUGGAGGAAGGAGGUGCAGGGCAAACAUUACACCUACGAGGGCUUGUGGAUGGCCUGCAGCGGCACUGAGAGAACAACCUGUGAAAAUCACAAAUCAGUGCUGAAACUGGCAAUUGAAAUCCAGGCGACCAGAGCUGUGAUGCUGGUCACUCUCUUCCUCUCCGCUAUUGCCUUGAUGGUCUCCAUCAUUGGAAUGAAGUGCACCCACUUCAUGGACAGCAUGCCCGCAAGUAAAUCCAGGAUAUCUCGGAUCGGAGGAAUCCUGUUCAUGACUGCAGGAUUAAUGACCAUCAUCAUCACGUCUUGGUAUGUCACAAAGAUUGUUAAGCUCUUCCAGGAAUCACAUAAGCUACAAAGUCGAGAGUUUGGUCACGCCGUGUUUGUCAGCUGGCUUGGUGGACUUCUCACUAUGGUUGGCGGCAUUUUCCUGGGCUGUCAGAGAUGCUCGCGGUCCCCGUCGUCUGAGUCCAUAAGCUCCAACCACCUUCUUCCUACUGCAAACCCCAAGUCCAAUUAUGUUUAGUUGAAGAGCCAGGACAUCCCACUGUGGAAUUAUCAUGAAAAUACUGCCUACAUUCAUCCAAUAAUUAGAUUAGGAUCAGUAUUAUGUACAAAAUUGGCUGCAGCAGGGAGUUUUCCUGAUUUCAGCUGUAAGAAUGUGAAAAA